AAUUCCGCUGGGAGUCGCAUCCUACCUGGUUGGGAGGUGUACUGCCUUCCCACACUCUCCCUUCUGUACUCACCAGGCUGCAGCUAAGGUGGGAGGAAAAGUCCUGGCUUGGAGAACUGAGCGGAAAAAGCGAUUCCAAUGGGUUCUUGGAAAACUCUUCUCUUCUACCCUUUCCUUCUGUGGAGUCAAAGGAAAGGGUUGAGGUUGAUGUUCCUGUUACUGACCCUGCAUCUGGGAAACUGUGUUGAUAAAGCAGAUGAUGAAGAUGAUGAGGAUUUAACAGUGAACAAAACUUGGGUCUUGGCACCAAAGAUUCAUGAAGGAGAUAUAACACAAAUUCUCAACUCCUUGCUUCAAGGCUAUGACAAUAAACUUCGCCCAGAUAUAGGAGUGAGGCCCACAGUAAUUGAAACUGAUGUUUACGUAAACAGCAUUGGACCAGUUGAUCCCAUAAAUAUGGAAUACACAAUAGAUAUAAUUUUUGCCCAAACCUGGUUUGAUAGUCGUCUAAAAUUCAACAGUACCAUGAAAGUGCUUAUGCUUAACAGUAAUAUGGUUGGAAAAAUUUGGAUUCCUGACACUUUCUUCAGAAAUUCAAGAAAAUCUGAUGCUCAUUGGAUAACAACUCCUAAUCGUCUUCUUCGAAUUUGGAAUGAUGGACGCGUUCUAUAUACUCUAAGAUUGACAAUUAAUGCAGAAUGUUACCUUCAGCUUCAUAACUUUCCUAUGGAUGAACAUUCAUGUCCAUUGGAAUUUUCAAGUUAUGGAUACCCUAAAAAUGAAAUUGAGUAUAAGUGGAAAAAGCCUUCUGUAGAAGUGGCUGAUCCUAAAUACUGGAGAUUAUAUCAAUUUGCAUUUGUAGGGUUACGGAACACAACUGAAAUCUCUCACACAAUCUCUGGGGACUAUAUUAUCAUGACAAUUUUUUUUGACCUGAGCAGACGAAUGGGAUAUUUUACUAUUCAGACCUACAUUCCAUGUAUUCUGACAGUUGUUCUUUCCUGGGUGUCUUUUUGGAUCAAUAAAGAUGCAGUACCUGCAAGAACAUCACUGGGUAUCACUACAGUUCUGACUAUGACAACUCUGAGUACAAUUGCCAGGAAGUCCUUACCUAAGGUUUCUUAUGUGACUGCGAUGGAUCUCUUUGUUUCUGUUUGUUUCAUUUUUGUUUUUGCAGCUUUGAUGGAGUAUGGUACCUUGCAUUAUUUUACCAGCAACAAAAAAGUUAAGACUACUAGAGAAAGAAAGCUAAAAAAUAAGGCCUCGAUGUCCUCUGGACUCCAUCCAGGAUCUACUCUCAUUCCAAUGAAUAGCCUUUCUCUGCCGCAAGGAGAAGAUGAUUAUGGGUACCAGUGCUUGGAGGGAAAAGAUUGUGCCAGCUUCUUCUGUUGCUUUGAAGACUGCAGAACAGGAUCAUGGAGGGAAGGGAGGAUACAUAUACGCAUUGCCAAAAUUGAUUCCUAUUCUCGAAUAUUUUUCCCAACAGCUUUUGCCUUGUUCAAUCUGGUUUACUGGGUUGGCUAUCUUUACUUAUAAAUUCUACUUACUAGGCAAAACUCAUAAGAAGUCUGACUAAAUCCAAUAUAAUCGACUGUCCUUCAGUAACAUGACGUUUAAAUUUAAAAUGCAGAGAAACCAAUGGUUAAAAUGUGAAUAGUUAUUUUAACUAUUUUACAGCUUUCUUGGGUAAAUAAAGUAGCAGCUUUUAGAUUAAUAUAUGUAAAUUUAUGUAAAACAGAUUAAUUGCAAAAUUCAGUAUAUUAAAAUAGUAUUAUAUAUUUGUACUUUAAUUUUCUUUAUUUUUACAUAUAUCCUAUUAUGAUUUUGAAUUUAUAAGUUCUGUGAUUCAUAUUUCAAAGAUGGAAUAAUUUUAAUAUAUAUUUUAUUUAAACAUAACCUAUCGUUUGUAAUGGUAGCUUAAUCUAAUGCCUAAUAUUUAUGUAAUAUGUUUUUGCCUAGAAAAUAUUGUUAAUUUGAUUUUUUUUUUUUUUUGCUUUUUAUUUUUAUGCUCUGUUUGGACUAGAGUUAGUUGAAAACAUAUGAAACAUAUGAAAACAAUGAUUUCAUUGGAUUGACUUCCAAGAAACUUUACUCCCAAAACAAAUUAAUUUAUUUUUAAUUUUUUUAUUAUUUAAAAAAGAAAAGGCCAUUUUACCUUAUCUUUGAUCCAAUUCAUUUCCUGAUGAAACAUUAAAUAAAACUCCAGUUAUAUUUAGGUUUGGUGAUUUACAAACUAAGAUGGAAACCAUCAAAGUAAUUUAAAUACAAGGUGAAAAAAAAAAUGAAGAAUAUUGCAUUUAACCAUUUUAUUCUCUGCCGCAUAGCACUUAUGAAGAAUGAAGAGAUUAACACUGAAGUGUUUAGAUCUACCGAUCCUGAACUUAAAUACAGAAAGAACUGACUUUUUCUUAACCCUCUACAAAAAUGUUACAUUCCUUAAAUUAACCAAAAACAUUGAGGAACAGGGCUUCUAUUUGCUCAUUGUGGCUAAAGAAUUAUUAUCUAGCAAAUUGAUUUGAAAUGCAUAUUGAGGAUAUGGUCUUAAUUACGUGCUAUUAACAUUUUUCAGACCAGAAAUGUUCUAGAAACACAGUCUUAGGCUUGUGUUCUAUAUCGCCUUUCCCAGUUCCUAAAUUUGGACUUGGUCAGCUUUACGACUUUGUUAUCAAUUUUAAUGAUAUUCUCUUUUUUUAAAAGAUGUGAGCAGGCACAAAAAUCAUGUUAAAGGUGGAGUUCUGUUAGAGGCACCUCUAAUGAACAUGAGUGUGUGGAGCUCUCUCAAUUCUGAGAGGAACAAAAAUAGUCUUACUAUAGUUUAAAGCCUGUUGCUUAAUAGUUUCCAAAAUGUCUGUUUUGUUAAGAGGCGAGAUAAAUUUAGGCUUUAAUUAAUCUAUUCCUGUAACUAGUUGGGCAUAUCAACUAUUUAUAAGAACUCCCUAUUCAUUCACCAUUACCUAAUUAUCUGUAAAAUCACCAGAGUGAUCUUGAAGAUAGCCUUUAAAAAUUGUUUCCAUUGUCAAGAGCAACUAUCAGGAUGAAUAAUUUUGUGAUCAAGGCCUAUCUUAUGGUAUGUGGAGGAAGCUAUCACCUGUGCGCCUGACACCAUGUGGGUAGUGAAUACAUGUGUAUGCUCUGGCAUGGUUAUACUUAUGAUUUUAGAAUAUAUAGUGUUUUGGUUUUUUUAAUCUAAAUAUGUUUCAUUGGGUAUCCAUCACCUACAUAUGAACUUUUUUACUUUGCUUAUAAAUCUUGGAAAAACGUAAGCAUGAAUUAAAUGAUAUUGCCCAAAUAUCCACCGACACUGGUUUUUUCUGAAUGGAGAGCCAAAUUAAACUUUGGCCAUGUAUAUAUUCACUUACAAAGUGCUCAUGCAUUCAUUGUUAUAACAUUGAGUAUUGAUGGAUAUUCUUAACGUAAGCAUUCAUUUAAAGAUAAAUGAAAAAUGAAGUACCAACGAAGAAUAAAUCAUUUCACCAAAAUGUAUCAUGGCUAUUUCCAUGCUUUAAGCUAUAGCCUGCUCAUUACCAUGGGGGCAAUUUUAAUUCUGGGAUUCUUUCAAGUCUAUCAGCAUGACCCUAUUUUAAAAUUCUUAAAAAUGCUUAAUAUUAGUAGCUUUGAUUUUCUCACUGGUGUUCCAUUAACUUGGCUUUAAAUGUUGACAGUAUUUACAAGUGGAAAUAAAAUAUGAUAUGAUGAUAAAAAUAUGACAGAUGCUUUUCUAUAUACAUUCAUUGUAUAUAUCAUCAAAACUAGUGCUUUGUUUUCAAAGCCAGUGGCAUUUUGAGCAGUUCUGUUUAAACAAGCAGAUCAGAAAGGGAAGUGUGUAAAAAUCUUAUUAUUUCUAAAAAUGAGAAUGAAAAGGUGAAAAUGCAGUUAGAUUAUUUUUACAAGAAAUCAAAUAGAGCUUACUUUCAAAGGGUAUGCAGUCUAAUCCCUGUUUCUCUCUUCUUUCAAGUAUUAGUUUUAUCAUCUUGAGAAAUUAUUUUUUAAAAAUCCUCCUCUUUCUCCAGGUGAGUUAUAUCUUAAUUUUAUUGGAUUCAUUGGUACUUGUGUUCCCUGACUGAUUUAAAUGUUUUUAACACUAAUAUAGACCAAAAAAGUGGAUAUAGAUGAGGGGAGAGAUAAUUAGAGCAGAGGGACUUAGAAUAAUUUGGAAAAGUGUUCAUUCACAUCGAGCCAUCCUCUAAAUAUGUGACCAGGAUCUAGAAGUAUCAAGAAGGGAAACUGUGACUAGCAUGAUUUUAUUCUCUUGGGUUUACAAUUGCAUGAUAAUAUUUUAUCUAUUCUUGAAAUGCAUAGAUAGACUCAAUUGAAAUCAAUUCCUAAAAGGCCAAGUAGUUUCUGGAAAAAAAAAAGAACUUAGAUUUCCUGAGAAUUCAGUAGGGAAAGGGCAAAAUUAAAGAAUACCUCUAACUAAAUAUAAAGUGUUAAUGUAAGCAGAAAUUAGAUAAUUCAUUGGCUACAUUUUAUUUUAAAGAUAUAGAUUUCAUUAAGGAGUUUUGAAAACAUUAACUUUAGGUUAAAGUACAAUAAAUGUGGGUAAAUAUACAAAUAAUCACCAGGGUUUUUUUUUCUCCUUUAGUGUGUUCCCAUAUUCUGACAUCAGAUUUAAUCAUAAAAUAUCUUAUAUUUCAGUUUAAGAACAAGAUCAAUAUCGAGACUUGCAUUCUUUCCAAUGAUUCAGCAUCAAAAAGAAUGAUUGACAGUACUCUCACAUCAAGGGCUCAUAAUUGUAAGAUGUGAAAUUGUAUUCCAAGUCAAGGUGUUGUGAAGAAAUGCAUCUCGUACUUUGAUUACACAAGAGAUUUAGAUAGGAUGAUUUGUUUGAGUUUAAAAUUUAAAUUAAUAACCAAAAAUUGAUUAGAUAUAUAAUAAAUGAAUAAAUAUAUGCACAAAUUAUCAGUUUUAUACCAGUGUCUAUUUUCACUCUUGCAAAAUUCAGCAAGAUACCAUUCACAAUUAUUUCAUUGAUCUUAGCGCUGGAGUUUAAGUGAUCACUUAGACAUUCAGUAAUUUAGCAUAUGUCCCACCAAAAACAUUUUGAAAAUAAUUUCUGACCAAGCUAUUUUUCUUUAUAUCAUCAAAUUUAUUUAACUCCUCAAUGUCACACCAAAUGAAGUCUAGACAUACUUGGUAUUAUGUUUCUGUUGGUCAUUGUUUUUUACUGCUAGCGAGCCCUUGACAGAGCACUGUAAAGUCACAGAAACCAUUACCAAGCCUCUAUCAAAACAUUCCAAAUGGAGUUUCCAGACCCUGUUGACCACAUUGCUGUAGUCAAUGUAAGGUCAGUUCUGUCUUUUUUUGCUUGUGCAUUUUGGAAAUGACAUAACCUAAUUCAAAUAUUUAUGCAGCACUUCUUAUAUAUAAAGUACUGACUUAGAUACAAUAGGGAAUAUAAAAAUGAACUCUGGAGGAGAUUAUAAUAUAAUCAGAAGACUAGUUAUACAAUUUAAGGGAUGGAGGAUAACUCUGCGAAAGUUUCUUGGAGAAUAUAGGCUUAGAGAUGGGAGCUUGAGAAUUCAAUAUGUCAAUAGGCGAGGUUAACAGAGAAUACAUUUUGCAGUUGAGUAAACAGCUUGAAUAAAGAAACAGAAGCAUGGGCACAAAUAAAAGUUCCAUUUCAAUUGAAGGUUAAGAUUCAUAUAGGGAAGCAAAGAUGAGGCUAGAAAGAUAAGUCUAGCCCUAUGGUAGAGAGGCAAGAAUAUGAACUUCAGAGGGCUGAGUGAUAUCAAUUCUUGAAGAGUUCACAAAGAUAACACGAGUACAGAAGCACCAUUAUUAAUAUCGCAAGAGUUUCAUUUAUUGGUGUGUGAUGUUUGGAGUAAGGAAAGCCAGUUAGGAAGCUACUGUAAUACAUGAGGUGAGAAAGAAUGAAGGUCAGUACGCAGGUGAUUGAAGUUCAAUGGAGAAGGGGGAAAGACAGAUCCUGAAUAAAAAAGGAAAAAUGGCAAACAUGAAGCUGUGAUUAACAGGCAACUGAGUGACAUGUUGUGUGUAAGAGAGGGGAUCCUGUAUUGCAUAGUAGGUAUUUGGGUGUAAAUGAACACUAAAACACUGCAAGGAAAUUCUGAAUGUAUUACAAUCUUGUUUGCUGUUACUUUUAAAAUUUUAAUCAAAUGCUUAUUUUUCUUACUGAUCUAUGUUUCCCACAUUAGGGAUGAAAAAAAGAAUAAUCUCCUGAAGUAUAAUCUGUCCAGAUUAUUAUUAUUUUGUGAGAAUCUGUUCCUCAUGAAAAGGGCUUUCUCUUCAAAUAACUUUCUCUUCUUUCUUUCUAACUAAGAAAAAAAAAAUAAUGUAUUUGGACAAAGAGAGGAAGGGAGAACUGUGAAUAGAAAUAGGCUGCUGUGUGACCAGACAAAUCCAGGAUUCUGAUUCUCAAACAAUUUCUGAAAUAUUUGUCUCAAAAUAAGUUAAUUUAUUUUUGGUCAAUGAAAUAUGUACCUGGAAGCUUUGAGUCUGGGAAUAGUUAAGAUGAGCCUGUAAUGCAGUUAAGCUGGAAAGAGCUAAUUAAAGGACUUUUAAGAUAUAAUUGACCUAAAUAGAAAUAGUUUGGAUCUCGAUAAACCACUGUAAUAAGAGUUAUUUGUGUCCAUAAAGUGUAUGUAGUCACAUCGUAUAAUAAAGUUUUGUGGCUUGUGA
This is a messenger RNA of Globicephala melas (long-finned pilot whale), 6639 nucleotides long. RefSeq names its product gamma-aminobutyric acid type A receptor subunit gamma1 (gene GABRG1). Gene Ontology annotation, biological process: regulation of postsynaptic membrane potential; gamma-aminobutyric acid signaling pathway; synaptic transmission, GABAergic. Gene Ontology annotation, molecular function: GABA-A receptor activity; benzodiazepine receptor activity; inhibitory extracellular ligand-gated monoatomic ion channel activity. The record is from RefSeq and is a predicted model, not a curated record. Gene Ontology annotation, cellular component: GABA-A receptor complex; plasma membrane; synapse. Lineage: Eukaryota; Metazoa; Chordata; Mammalia; Artiodactyla; Delphinidae.